CAUCAACGAAGUAUUUUAUCCCUCUCCAUUGAUUUGCGGUAUUUUUCUAUUUGUAUGCAUAUCUAGCUCAUUCUCAUUGUUUUCCUCUUCCGUUUCAAAAACAAUUCUUGUGGUGGUAUCGCUUCUAACCGUCAUCUCACUUCGUUGCCCGAGACUCAAACAUCGAUCUGCCACUUCGUCCCGGCAUCUGACGUCGCUUAUCUCGAUCGAGCGUUAUUGUAUCGACUCAGUCUCACGCCCUCAACAUAGAUCUCCUGUCUGAGUAUUUAGCUUGAUUUCAUUGCUGUUCUGCCGGAAAUUCUGGGUCUUGUCUUUGAUUCGUCUCAAGCGCUUAUCGAGUAUUCACCGGGUUCCGAGUCAUGGACACCUUGCUCACUGCCGACGUGGUCGCAAACUCUCCGCGAUUCCGGAGGAAGUCAAGUACAUUCGUGGAUGCCAUUCACGAUCUUCCAGAGAAGGUGGAGCUGGCACCAGCUCAACUCUACAGCACAGAGUCUGGAAGACUGUUCCACUCUGGCCGCAUUGUCAUCAUCACAGUAGGCUUGCCAGCUAGAGGGAAGACGCAUAUUUCCGUAGCUCUAGCACGCUACCUGCGAUGGCUUGGAGUUAAGACUCGAAUAUUUCAUCUCGGUGAUUAUAGACGUGCUACUAUCGGGCCAGGACAAGAUAUGCCCGAUGAUUACUUCUUUAUCAACGCAUCCGCCUCAUCAGUACUUUUACGACAGAAAAUUGUCAAAAAGUGCCGCGACGAUAUAGCACACUUCUUGAGCGAGGAAAAUGGCCAGAUAGCAAUUUAUGACGCCGUGAACCCGAUAGCCGCAGGGCGUCGUUCGCUCGCCAAGGAGUUUGCGAAGCAGAACAUAGAGACCCUCUUUAUAGAAUCCAAGUGCGACGACCCAAGAAUAAUAGAAGAAAAUGUUCGGCGUGUCAAGAUAUCUUCUCCCGAUUAUGUAGGAUGGAACGCCGACGAUGCGGUCAAGCACUACCUAGGCCGUAUAUCAGCGAGAAUUCCACAUGUUGAAACUAUGGAAGAGAAAGAUCUCAACUAUAUCAAGAUGAUCAAUGCUGGGGAACGCCUAAUUAUCAAUAAUCGCAGCUUCGGGUAUCUCUCGAACCGGAUUGUUUUUUAUCUUUUGAACUUGCACAUAAAAUCGAGACAUACAUACUUCGCUAGAGCCGGUAUUUCACUUGAUGCAAACUCUUACAAAGCAGACUCCUCUUUGUCGGAGCAGGGACGGGACUACGCGAAGAAAAUGACCGAAACGUUGCUUCAACACAGAGAGUCCGAGAGACAGGCCAUGAAAGACCAGGGAGUGUCAGAUGCUGUACUGAAACCAUUGACGGUGUGGACAUCAACACGACUCAGAACAGUCGAAACUGCCAAAUACCUGCACGAAAAGGGCUAUUCCGUGCGCCAAAGAUCGCAAUUGAGUCAACUUAACCCAGGGGUUUGCGAGGCGAUGUCUGAACAAAAAAUCAGACAGGAAUAUCCCGAAGAAGUAGCGAAGCACGAAAUGGAUCCUUAUCAUCAUCGCUAUCCUCGUGCAGAGUCAUAUCACGAUUUAGCUGUACGGCUAGAACCGAUUAUUCUUGAAUUAGAACGGGAGAAAAACGACCUACUCAUUAUAGCUCACGAGAGUGUGUUGAGAGUCUUGUACGGAUACUUGAUGGCGUGUAACGCUGCAGACAUCCCGUUUCUGUCGUUUCCUCGCAACGAAAUUAUCGAAAUUAUACCUGCCAGUUAUCAAAACGAAGCCCGAAGGAUACCCAUCCCAGGUCUACCAGAGGAAACAAUCCCGCCAUCUCCAGAAGAUAUAAAGAUCCCCGUACCUGCCAGUGGCUAUACAACACCAAAGGUGGGUUUGGGUAGCCCUAUUACAGGCUUAUCCACACCUCAAAGUGGAUUUAGAACUCCUCAAGAGCCCGAGAGGCUUACUCAGCAGCAUGUAGAGGAUGUGGUAUAGGCGUUGUUUACCAGCGGUUAUAAUUAUUAGCAUUCAAUCAUGUCUAUUCAUUCACCAAGCGUUGCACUUUCUCGGCUUUUUUGCUUUAUCAUAAAAAGAUAGACAUUCUCUUGACAAUAUACAUCAUUCAACCUCCACUGGACUAUCCUCCGUGGAGCGUGGAGAC
Molecule: messenger RNA, 2130 nt
Organism: Talaromyces stipitatus ATCC 10500
Lineage: Eukaryota; Fungi; Ascomycota; Eurotiomycetes; Eurotiales; Trichocomaceae
Product: 6-phosphofructo-2-kinase, putative
Exons: 11
Coding region: 360-1964 (534 amino acids)
Biological process (GO): fructose metabolic process; fructose 2,6-bisphosphate metabolic process
Cellular component (GO): cytosol
Molecular function (GO): ATP binding; fructose-2,6-bisphosphate 2-phosphatase activity; 6-phosphofructo-2-kinase activity
Source: RefSeq, a predicted model, not a curated record